AUGUCCCCCCACAAGAAAAACGACCUCCCCUACAUCCACCGCUAUAUCACCACCCACAGUUCCGACGGCGAAGCAGUGUUUGUCUCCCAUGCGCAAAUACCCGAUUACAUGCCAUCGAAGCCAGCCGGCGAAGAUGGCGAGAUAGCACUUUUAUACGCCACCACAAGUGUCCCAACCAACAUCGAUGACGAAGCCGACAUAGCGAUUUACGACGAAUUUCUCCACCAAGCACCAGGACUUACAACAGAGUCAGGAACUACAUUCAGGAUGAUUGAUCUUCGACCCGGUAAGAUCAGCCCUAUGCACCGCACUGUUAGUAUCGACUACGGAGUGGUGGUGGAGGGCGAAGUCGAUUUGAUACUGGACUCCGGGGAAAGUCGGCAUCUACGGCGAGGCGACGUAAGCGUACAGAGAGGCACUGCACAUUGCUUUCGGAAUCGAAGCUCGACGGAAUGGUGUCGAAUGCUGUUUGUCUUUUUGCCAAUGCAGAAGAUUACAAUUAAAGGCAAGGAACUGGACGAAGAGGUAUAUGAUCAGCAAUAUGAGAAGCCAGGAGGAGAUUAA
Messenger RNA from Penicillium cataractarum, 564 nucleotides. Its product is annotated as cupin domain-containing protein. The record is from RefSeq and is a predicted model, not a curated record. Lineage: Eukaryota; Fungi; Ascomycota; Eurotiomycetes; Eurotiales; Aspergillaceae. The transcript has a single exon. Bases 1 to 564 code for a protein of 187 amino acids.